Kickxella alabastrina is the source of this 1224-nucleotide messenger RNA. Its product is annotated as translation protein. Gene Ontology annotation, molecular function: structural constituent of ribosome. The transcript has a single exon. Lineage: Eukaryota; Fungi; Kickxellomycota; Kickxellomycetes; Kickxellales; Kickxellaceae. Gene Ontology annotation, biological process: translation. Gene Ontology annotation, cellular component: mitochondrial large ribosomal subunit; ribosome. The coding region runs from base 185 to 1132 and encodes 315 amino acids. The record is from RefSeq and is a predicted model, not a curated record.
CUUUUCACCUCUUUGCAACUGAAUUCAAAACUUUUGUGAUUCCCCCCUCCUUGGCCGGUAGUACUUGUACACUCUUUUUAUUAUAUUUGCUUAUUAAGCGCCGAAUUUCGAAAGGCUAAAUCGGAAGCAAGGGACUCGCAGCGACAUAAUUACACUUUAUUCAGCAGCCGAUUGACUUUGUCAAAUGUUUUCUCGUUCACUCAUUGCCACUAGGCCGGCCGGGGCCGUUGGCCGCGCAGCGCACAAUUUGACACAGCAGAGCCAGUUUACCACCAGCAUGGCAGCCUUGAGGGCUAAGCUGCCGCAUGAAAAAGUGCGCUACAUGCCCGAGGUCUCGGAGCUCAAGCUCGGCACAUACAAGCCAGAGUCGCAACGGACGGGCGUCAUUGCACGCAAGAAGGGCAUGACGGGAAUGUGGAACGAGUGGGGAGUGCGUGUGCCGGUGACGGUGCUGCAGCUGGAGAAGGUGCAGGUAGUCAGCAUACUCAAAACAAGCUGUCCCGAUUUUGCGCGGUUGCAGAUCGGCUGUGGCACACGCAAGGAGAAGAACAUCUCCAAACCGAUGAUGGGCCACUACAAGGCGCACGGCGUGGACCCUAAGGCGAAGCUGUUUGAGUUUCCCAUCACGCCGGACGCUGCGUUGCCGGUUGGCACCGAGAUCACCGCCGCACACUUUGUCCCAGGCCAGCUGGUCGAUGUGACUGCGACCAGCCUGGGAAAGGGAUUCCAGGGUGUUAUGAAGCGCUGGGGCUUUGCUGGUGGCCCGGCGUCUCAUGGUACGUCGCUGGCGCAUCGUACGCCGGGAUCGACCGGUAACAUCAACCCCGGCCGCGUGUACCCCGGAAAGAAGAUGCCUGGCCGCAUGGGUGGCAAGAACGUCACUGUGAUGCGUCUUCCUGUGAUGAAGGUCGAUACGGCACUCAACUGCAUCUGGGUCAAGGGCUCGGUGCCGGGCCAUGAUGAGCAGUUCAUCAAGGUGCGCGAUUCGACCAAGCUUAUCAAGCACCGCCUGUUCCCCGAGGGUGCCGCCGUGCCGUUCCCAACGUACAUUCCGGGCCAGAGCGCCGCGCAGCCCCGGGAAGUUAUUGCCAAGGUUGGCGGUCAAGAUCCGCUGAUCCCGGCCUCGGAUUGAGGAUUGCGCAUGUCCUUUUGAUACGUACUCGACUCUAAAAAAUUGAAUAAAAUUUAUUGACAAAAGUUAGCCGACAAGAUCAGAUCGGCUCG